Messenger RNA from Phaeodactylum tricornutum CCAP 1055/1, 2241 nucleotides. RefSeq lists its product with no specific name. The transcript has a single exon. The coding region runs from base 1 to 2241 and encodes 746 amino acids. Lineage: Eukaryota; Bacillariophyta; Bacillariophyceae; Surirellales; Neidiaceae. The record is from RefSeq and is a predicted model, not a curated record.
AUGUUCGUCGGCGUUGCCACGGCUGCUGCCGUGGAAUCCCUACCGACGACGAUGACGAGUCAUACGUCUCCUGGUGAAAAUUAUGACAACCAAGGAAUGAAAAGCGCGCACAAUCUUGUUGGGGAACCACCGGCAUUCGAAAGCGAUCUCGAACGCCGUCAGCGGGUCUGGGAAGACGAGAAGUCGCUGCUAGCGAAGAAGCUCCAAGUCGCCCAACUUGAGCGAGAUCAAGCAGUCUCGCAGAAUCGGGACCUUCUUACUACCAUACAAAGCCUGAAAACACUGUUGGAACACUCGGAAGCGACCAACGCCGACACGGAAGACCGUAUCGCUCAAGCCGUACAAGGAUCUAGAGUUGCCGCUGCUCGUCAAGCAUCGAAAACGAUCCAGAGCUUGGAAACGCGUCUGGAAAAACUACUGACUUCCUAUAGUGAACUAAAGGAUCAGAGUGGUACUCUCACGGAGACAUUGAAGCAGGCAAAUGCUCGUCUGGUUUCGGUCGAACAAGAACGGGAGACUCUACAAGCUUCGGUAUCUCGUUGGGAGGCAAACGUCCAGAUACUAGAAAUGGAACGCGCUCAGAUCCCAUCUACAUUGGGCGGAUUAAACGUUUCGGAUUCUUCUGUGAAAGGUGUUCAGGAACAUUGUUCCCCAACAAUGUUGGUGGAAAAACAGACUUUGGAGUUAGCAUUAGCGAACGAGACCAAACGUGUGCAGGAACUCGAAAGUCAGCUCGAACAAGCGAAAGUCGAGCAACAUGAACUCGAAAAUUCGUCAAUGUCAUUUCGUAGCAAGAUGCAGAAGAUGGAAUUCUUGAACGACAAGCUUACAGCACAAUGGGAAGAAUCUAACGCAGUUGCGGCCCAAGUCGACGCCUCCCAAAUAACGCUAGAGUUGGAGCACGUACAGGAACGCAUCCAGCAGCUGCUGCAAGAAAAGAAUGCAUUGAAGACGGAAGUGGCAGAUCUGCACAGGCAACUCAAUAACACCAAAGCUGACAGUGAGCGAGCCGCGCAACAUUUGCAAACAAGCAAAGAUUUAGCGGAUUCUUUGACAAUCCAGCUAGCGGAAGCUGUAACUGAAUUGGAUUUCGUGGAGGCGUCUACAAAACAGGCAGCCAAUGAGAAGAUAGCAGCAAUCCAGUCACGCUACUGGACGCGCACCACAGAAUUGCGAGAACGCAGCGAUAGUCUAUCAGUGGAAUUAGCUACAGCAAAAUUGCAACUGCGUCAAGUGAAAAGGACGCUGUUUGAAGUGCGACGAGAGUUGUUUGAAUCUAACGAAAAACUCCGAGAUCGCCAUCGGUGGAAGCAGAAUGCUUGGACUCGGGUUCGCAUUGCGACACAUGUUAUACAAAUUCCAUACGAGCACCUUUGGCGGUAUUUUGAGCCAUCCUACGUGCAAUACGUGUCACCGGUUCUAGAACAGCUGCAAUACUUUUGGCAACGACUGCAAGUACAUGCAUGGCCAAUGUUGGGCUUACUAGCAAACUUGGGGCGGGAGCUGUGGGUCGAAAUUCCCAUCUUGUGGAGUAGGGCUUGUGCGGAAUUUCGUCUUGUUGUGCCCAAGGUGGCGGAAAGUCUGGCGCCUUUGGGGAAUCGCGCCCAGCAGACAUGGGGUUAUUUUCGAUCGCUUUGCCAACAUGUAUUGGACCGCGUCUUACCGCACCAUAUUGUGUUCAAUUUUAUUCCGUAUAUGGAUACUAUUCGGGAAAAGCUGUCGCCUUUGACGGCUCGCAUAGGAGAGGCCUGGGAUUUAUUCCGAUCCUUCUGCAAGCAACACGUAUACGACCGCUUCUUGCUCCGGUACAUUGUUUUGGAAUUGCGUCCAUUUGUGCACACACUGCGAGAACACCUAAUGCUUUUGUGGGAUUGUGCAGAGCACGCUUGGGAAUCGUUCUGUUUGCUUUGCAAACGUCAGAUAUUUGACCGCUUCGCACCCAAGUUUGUUGAGUUGCACAAUAUAGAUUUGUACGGCUGGAGAUAUCGCGUACAAGACAAACUUGUCAAUGGCAUUCGUGUGGUUGCCGACACUUUGCUGACCUAUUGCAAACUGAGCGACGCACCCCAGCCUUUCGUUCAUGCUGUUCGGUACAUUCGUGACGAUCCCGAAUGGUCCAUCGUCGUCAUCGAAAGCCUGGUGCUGGUAGCAGCCGUACUCGCUUUGACGAGACCCCUUUCGUGGCGCUGGCGGUCUCGUGUGGUCAAAUUGGAAGCCAAGCCACGGCGCGGAUGGUUUUAG